AAGGUAGGUUGCCUAGUGAUCCUGUGGAAGCUGAUGUGUUAUUCCCUCUCUGCAUCGAAGGAUCAGGAAGUUUGUGCUCUCUGCGUAGCUGAGAAGUUUUUCACCUACUAGUACCGGGCUGGGGUAAGGGAAACAGGUGCCCUUCAAAAAUAGAGUGCGAACUGCAGCCUGCGUCCUACUGCAGCCCCGGAACAACGUCAGGUGAGAAUGACCACAUUAACUCACCGUACCCGUCGAACUGAAGUCAGUAAGAGCUCUGAAAAGAAAGUAGAAAGUGAGGAAGACACUAAUCAAGAAAGGAGUCCAGAUAAUGAAGACCCUGGAGACUCUAAGGAUAUCCGACUCACUCUUAUGGAAGAAGUAUUGCUCCUGGGACUAAAAGAUAAAGAGGGCUACACAUCUUUCUGGAAUGAUUGUAUAUCCUCUGGGCUUCGAGGAGGCAUCCUGAUAGAGCUGGCCAUGCGGGGUCGAAUCUAUCUGGAACCUCCCACCAUGCGUAAGAAGCGACUCCUAGACAGAAAGGUCCUGCUAAAGUCAGACAGCCCAACAGGUGAUGUUUUGCUGGAUGAAACUCUCAAACACAUCAAAGCAACUGAGCCAACAGAAACUGUCCAGACAUGGAUAGAGCUACUCACUGGUGAGACAUGGAACCCCUUCAAAUUACAAUACCAGCUGAGAAAUGUGCGAGAGCGAAUUGCCAAGAAUCUAGUAGAGAAGGGUAUUCUAACCACAGAAAAGCAGAAUUUCCUGCUAUUCGAUAUGACCACUCAUCCAGUGACCAAUACAACAGAGAAACAGCGACUAGUGAAAAAGCUUCAAGACAGUGUGCUAGAACGGUGGGUAAAUGACCCUCAGCGCAUGGACAGGCGAACACUGGCACUCCUGGUGCUGGCCCACUCCUCCGAUGUGCUAGAGAAUGUCUUCUCCUGUCUGACAGAUGACAAGUAUGAUGUGGCAAUGAAUCGAACCAAGGACCUAGUAGAACUGGACCCUGAAGUAGAAGGGACAAAGCACAAUGCCACAGAGAUGAUCUGGGCUGUGCUGGCAGCCUUCAACAAAUCCUAAAGCUAGCAGGCGGGUUCCUCCUUUCCCCUGCAGGCUGGUGACUGUCAGAGACCCCAUCACUGAGUUUUGUCUAAUGAGAUAUUGUCAUCAUUUUUUCCUCUUUUUUGAAUCAGACUCAUAACUUGGGAAGGACAACCUCAGGGCCUCUUCAUGGGCCAUGACCAUUCUAAGCAGACUAUUUCUCCUCAUACUUCCAUUCCAUACCCGAAUGAAAAGGGGUUAGCCCAUGCACAUUCAAUAAGCAUCUCCUGUUUCUGGGUUUAGUUUCAGUGUGCUCUUGGAUCAAUAGGAGUAUCUAUGAGGAGGUUAGAGUUUUAUAGCAACAAAAUGUGAAGAUGAAGAGCAAACAGUAUAUUCAUUUAUUUUUCUCCCUGAUUCUCUCUGACUCUGCUAAACAAUGUUGCUUAACGACACAUCACUGUCUCUUUGAAUGAAGGGCAGUAGAAAAAGGCUAAUCUUUGGAGUAAAUGGUCCCUGAGAUUGUAUGUCCUGCCUGUGAUUUUUUUUUUAUCCUUAUCUAAUGAAAACACUCCAAGUUUGAUGACCUGAAUCCCAUAGUUGUAGAAGCAGAAAUAUAUUCCACACUCCAUUUUAGCACUAUCCUGCUUUCACAAUCAUUAAGACAAAGUUUGAAUUUAAAGAGCAAUGUGCCUCAAUCACCUCCUUUAUACAGCAGCAUUAGAACUUGUAAAGGGAAGCAACAAAAUUCACAUCUUUGAAGCCAGAUGUUGGGGGACAUACCUGUCAUCCUAGCACUUGGGAGAUCGUGGCAGAAGGAUCUGGAGCUGAAGGUCAAUCCAGCUAGAUUAGUAAGUUCAAGGCUAGCCAGGGCUGUAUGAGACUAUCUCUCACUCAAAAAUUAAAGAAUUUUCAGCCUUUAUCAUGUGACUGUCUUGUUUGCUCCAGACUACUUCAAACGUCUCUACUCUGAUUAAAUUAAGGGAAUUGUAGCCAAACUCCCUAUCUUCAUAAUCUCCAUUUUUAUUUCAUAUAUAAAUUGAUAAAUUCUCACUAUUUAAGGGCUUUGACAAUAAUUCUGUUUAUAUUUAGUCUACAGAUACCCUCCAAAUUGUGUCUUCUUUCAACACAACCAUCAUUCUGGCCAAAUCUCUUUAAAUGUUUUUGCUUUAGUAGUGAGGGUGAAGAGAGACUUUGAUAGAAGAGAUCCUAUUUAGAUGGGUUUUAGAGUGUCAAUGGCAGCUGAUACAAGCCUAUGUUUAGGGGCUCUGAAGAGGCCAGCACUGCUUGUGCUGAUUCUAAGUACCUUGUUGACUACUGGGGAGAAACAAGCUGCCAGACAGCCAAUAGAGAUGACUUGAACUCAUACCAAAUCCUGCUCAUCAAAAGUAAAUUGCUCUAACUUUAUCCACUCCCCUGAACCUACCUAGAUCCAUGGACACUCUCCAAUUCAUCAUUAUUGUUUUCAUUUCAUAUGUCUCUUAGAUAAGUUGUAAUUUGAGAAGCAAGUAGAGCCUUAGCCUGGCUCUCUAGAAGUACAAAAGCCAGCCCAUGUGCUAUCUAGCGGCUUAGCUUGUCUUCCCAUUGGAAAAAUUCGGCAUGAAUUGAAACCAGGUUUUCCUGUGGAAAGCUUCGCUCGAUUAGGGGAAUAGAAGUUGAGUUCUUUCUUGCAACUCUCAGUGUUUAUUUUUAUAUGUCCAUAAAAUGAGGAUGUCUUCACUUCAAAUCUGUGUAAUGUUCACUGCCAAACACUCAUUUAGUGUAUAAUUGCUGUCACAUUUCUGUACAAUAAAGAUCAGUAGUUGUGCCUCUGG
Molecule: messenger RNA, 2837 nt
Organism: Cricetulus griseus (Chinese hamster)
Lineage: Eukaryota; Metazoa; Chordata; Mammalia; Rodentia; Cricetidae
Source: RefSeq, a predicted model, not a curated record